Ceraceosorus guamensis is the source of this 2500-nucleotide messenger RNA. RefSeq names its product SIR2-domain-containing protein. The record is from RefSeq and is a predicted model, not a curated record. The transcript has 12 exons. Bases 289 to 2034 code for a protein of 581 amino acids. Gene Ontology annotation, molecular function: NAD+ binding. Lineage: Eukaryota; Fungi; Basidiomycota; Exobasidiomycetes; Ceraceosorales; Ceraceosoraceae.
GCUAUAGGCGAUCCUGCUUGUGUACUCGUGACUUGUAUGAGCAACGUCAAUCUUGGAUUUGUGGUUCGCAAUCAGACUUCAAGAAUAGCCAAGGUUCAGAAACGCUACCCUUCCGCCUUCUUUGUGGAUGCCGUUGCAUUUCGCAGCUAGGACAAGCCGCGCAGCAAGAGAAUCGCAAUCGUCAAGUGAAUCACGAAUGGAGCGGACUGACAAGGCGCACAUCCCGCACACAUCCGGUGGCUGCGUCGUGAGACCGCCGCCUCAUUCUGCUCGCGUUUGUCUGACAGAAUGAGUGAAACAUCGGUGCCGCCUGUUUUGGGGCAGGCGGAUGCGGAAAGGCAAGAGAGGCAGACUAUGCAAGAGCUGAAUGGAGGCACGGUCCGACCUCUGCAAGACCUUUGCGGCGCAUCUUCACAGCCAGAUCCAUCCGCAGUGGGUCAGUCGCGGUCGAAUGCCCAACAGAAUGAUCCUGCUGGUGCUGCUGCUGCUAGUCUGGAUGCUCCGCUUCGUCCGGAAGACGUCUUGCAAGAUUGCGAUAGCGAAGGGUUGGAGAUGCUCGAACAAGCUGGUGAAGAGGAGUCCGAGAACGAAGAAGAUGAUGCUGCGUACAACUCGCUACUGGAUGAAGCCGAGCGACUGUACCCCAACGAACGUCAAGAGAGCAUCGUGGAGGAUUUGAAAGAGAAUGGUAUGGUGCAUUUCGUAAAGACUUACCUCUCGGAGGCUACCACAUUGCACCAGCUGCAUCUCAUGAUCAUCGGCUUUGGUACCAUCCUACCGAGGAGUAUACGUUUGAGCCCCUCCAGAGCGUUCGUCGUUGGCGUGUUGAAAGCGAUGGCCUCUCGCAUCCUUCGAAAUCGCGAACGACUCCAACAUCUCAAUACUGUGGACGAUGUUUUGAGCCUGCUCGCGAAUGCGCGCAGAGUUGUGGUGCUCUCUGGCGCAGGCAUCAGUGUCAGCUGCGGUAUACCUGAUUUCCGCUCCAGAGACGGCAUCUAUGCUAAUUUGCUGCGAGAGGGCAAGUACGAUCUCGCAGACCCCCAAGACAUGUUCGACAAGGAGUUCUUCAUGCAGGAUCCUUCGUGCUUCUUCAGCUUUGCCAACUCCAUCUUCCCUUCAAACUUCGUUCCUUCACCGACGCAUCGAUUCAUCAAGCUCCUAGAAGACCGGAACGUUUUGCUGAGAAAUUACUCUCAGAACAUAGACACGCUGGAGCAGCAGGCAGGCAUCACGAGAGUUCUGAAUUGUCAUGGUUCCUUUGCUCAAGCGACUUGCACCAAUCCGGCCUGCGGACAUUCUGUGGAUGGGCAAAUGAUAAGGCCAGAUAUCUUUGCCCGAAGAGUUCCUUUUUGUCCCAAAUGUCACCCAUCGCAGACACAGGGAUCUCAGGCCAAGAAGAGAAAGAAGAGACAGGGCAAGGACUGGCAAAGCGAUGAUGAGAGCGACGAGGAGGACAAGAGGCUUGAUGCUCGACCAGCUGGAUGGGGCGUCUUGAAGCCGUGCAUCACGUUCUUUGGCGAGAAGCUGAGCGACGACUUUGACCGAUGUCUUUUCCGAGAUCGCGAGUCGGUGGAUCUGAUCCUAGUGAUGGGCACAUCGCUCAAAGUGGCGCCGGUUUCCGAACUGAUAGGUCAUAUGCCCCACCGAGUUCCCGUCGUCCUGAUCAAUAGGACUCCCAUACGACACAUGGCGGUCGACAUUCAACUGUUGGGAGAUGCAGACUUGAUCGUUGCGCACCUGUGCGAGCGGCUGGGAUGGGAUUUGCCCCCUGCUUCUGCUGCGAGCAAAGCACCGCUUGCCCAGAUGGAGCGUGUGGGUGGGCUUGUUCCGCAAAGAAUGGGCACGAGUCACUGCUGGCUUUUCCCUGGCGCUGAGCCGGGCAAUCUUUUGGAGUUGCUCGACGACGACGAGGAGGAGGAGGAGGAGGAGGAGGAGAAGGAGGAGGAGGAAGAAGAGGAGGAAGAGAAGGAGAAGGAAGAGAAAGAGGAGAAGGAGGAGAAGGAGAAGGAGGAGAAGAAGGGGGAGGAAGUGUAGGAUACAUCCCAGCAUCAGCCAGACAGGCACUCGUACGCGAUCGAAAAAAACACGAACGAGACGCGCGCCGGAGCAAAUGCAGCUGCCUACGAGUAAGAACGUCGAUCGAUCGAGCGUUCGGAUGAGGAGGAGGAGGAGGAGGAGGGACAUCUGGGGAACAGAGCAGCAUAGACGCACCCUCUAGAAGGUGUUGCUUGGAGGUGGAAGCCGCAUCUCGCUGUGCAGAAGGUGGAAGAGCGGAGUGUCGUGGAGGAUGAGAGAGCGGGCAAAAGACGACGAGUGGGAGGAAAACCAAAGGCGCGCGGGAUACGUUGUGCUUGGUCGAUGACGUAUGGCAGAAGGAGCCAAUUCAAAAUCUGCCAGAGUCGAACCUCGAUCGACCCUACUGAUCCAAGCGCAUCGCAUGCAUUGCAAGACGAUCCGUAAAAUACGCUCUUCAUCUCGCACCAACAGAAGCGAUGGAUGA